This is a messenger RNA of Lutzomyia longipalpis, 1273 nucleotides long. It is a transcript of the gene TFAM, whose product is annotated as transcription factor A, mitochondrial. Bases 92 to 844 code for a protein of 250 amino acids. The transcript has 2 exons. Gene Ontology annotation, molecular function: transcription cis-regulatory region binding. NCBI's taxonomy places the organism in Eukaryota, Metazoa, Arthropoda, Insecta, Diptera, Psychodidae. The record is from RefSeq and is a predicted model, not a curated record.
CCAAAAACUUCAGGGUGGUGAAAAGUUCGCGUCUUUCAAGGAAAAAAUCUCACGUAUUUUGCUUUAUUUUUUGCUAAAUAAUCCCCUACAGAUGUUCCUGCAUAGAGUGGGCAGUGUGAUCUCACCCCUACGAGGGCUUCUCUCUGCCAAAACCACCCUUCCAUUGGUUCAAAAUGCUCAAAAUGUUUCCUCAAAGAGUGCCGAGGAGCGUUUGGGUCUCCCACCGAAGCCCAAGAAACCCCUCACGCCGUACUUUCGCUUCAUGAAGGAAAUUCGCCCGAAGAUUUUGGCGGAAAAUAAUCAAAUCUCAAUGACGGAUGUCCUGAAGAAUGUUGCCAAACAAUGGGCAACUGUGGAUGAUGUCCGGAGGCAGAAGUACCAGGAAGAGUUCAAGAAGGAUCAAGCAGUGUACCUGCAAAAGAUGACACAGUACAAGAGUAAGCUGACGGAUGAGCAGAAGGAGAAUAUUCAGAUUAUGAAGGAAAGUAUUGCGGAAGCGAAGGAAAAGCGAGAAUUCAGGAAGAAGCUGCGGCAAUUGGGGAAGCCCAAACGUCCCCAGUCGGCCUUCCUUAUCUUCCUCAAUGAUGAACGCAAGAAGAACCCACAGAAGGGUGCUGCAACGCGGGAAUGGCUCAAUGAAGCAGCUGCCAAGUGGACGAAUCUGCCGCAGAAGACAAAGGAUACCUACGUGCAGGUAAGCACGGCCAAUAGGGAGAAGUAUCAAGAGGAAUUGGGCAAAUGGGAGAAGCAGAUGGUGAAGCAGGGGCAUCUGGAUGUUGUGCGGCAGGAAGCCCUGAUUGAGGAUCGCCCGCCGAAGCCAUCAAAGCGCUCCGCUAAGCCAUAGGAAUUUUGGUGUCCUCAAUCAAAUCAAUCAUCACAAAAACCAUCAAUUGAGCCAUCAGGAUUGAGUACAGAGGACAAGAGAGAUUUGUUUGGGGGCACGGGUGAUCAUAAAAUUCGUAGUCAGGACAUAGAAACCACCACAAUCACUGAGAAGGAACCACAAAGGAAGCCACAGGAGGAAAACGUUCAGGUAGCAGAAAAGGGGAAAUUCAUCAAAUCCCUGAAAUCCAUUUUUAAAUUCAGCAGCAGCGGAGGAAAACCAUAAAGUAUCCGGAAAUGAAAACCAUCAUUGAGUGCCUCUGUACAGUUUUUUUUUAUUCUUAUUGCAUCCGGAUAAGUCGUGCAUCCUGCUCAGGAUUUUUUUCUUUAAUUUUUUUUUGUAAGUCAGACAGUUUAUUCGCAUUAAAACAUCCUUAAUUUAGAAAGGAAA